AUGGCGGACAGCAGGCAUCUAGCAUGGAGCUGGAAAAUGGAGCUGUAUUCACAGAACUGCAGUGGUCUCAGAGUGGCGCCCCUUCUGCCUCGGAUGCUGUCUUCUGCCCAGCUGUCUCCAGUGGGACCUGGAUUAUCUAUAUCCCAGCUGUCAGCCUCUCCCCCCUUGACCGUUCGAAGCCACUCUGCCAGACCUCCCUUCCCCACCCAGCUCAGCUCACAGCUCUCCACAUCCCUCAAGACCAGCCAGGGAGCCCAGGAAGAUCUCUCCUCCAGUGGCAGCAGCAGAAUAGCUCAUCUGGAGGUCAGUCUGAGCCAGAGAUCCCUCAUUCCAGAAUCCCCCAUCGCUGAGCAACUGCAGGAGUUGCCUUUCACGCCCUUACAUGCUCCGAUUAUCAUGGGCGCCGAGACCCAAAGUUCUGGAUCUAAGCUCUCCCGGGCCUCGCUCGUCCGCCUGCGUAUGUUAGGCUUUCCAGAAAUUCUGGACCACAGCAAGCAGCCAGCUGAAAUUGUGGAUCCUUCCAUCCCCGUGACCUUUAACCCUCAAAAGGAAGAGGCAGAUGUCCUACAGAGCAAUGAAAUAAUUCUGCAGUUUCUUGCCUUCAGUAGAGCAUCAGAGGACCCCAGGGGAAUGCCAUGGCCAAAAACAGUGUAUUUCACCUUCCAAUUCUAUCGUUUUCCACCGGUCACGACGCCACGGUUACAACUAGUGAAACUGGACCAACCUGGGAUGACUAGCUCUAGUUCUCCGUCUCACAUCCUGGUUUCAAUUAACAAAGAUGGUUCAUUUGACAAGGACUCUCCUGGGUUCCAGCUCCAGUAUCUGGUGGAUCCUGUGCUCCUCAAACCUGGAGAACAGCGGUGGUUCAUACAUUACCUUGCCGUGCAGACCCUACAAAUCGAUGUCUGGGAUGGAGAUUCGCUGCUUCUCAUUGGGUGCGCAGUGCAGAUGGAGCACAUCCUCCGCCAGGGCCAAGCAGCUGUUCAAGUCUCCCACGAGCUCGAUGUUGUCACAACAGAAUAUGAACAGGAUACGAUGGUGGUGAGUGGAGUUAUCACCAGGCCUGGAACCGUCAAACCCAUCGGGGUCCACACUCUGGUGAGGGGUCGUCUGCACCUCACUCUGGCCAACGUGGGUCAUGUGUCUGAACAGAAAUCAAAUGAUUCCGACUCAUUGCCCCCUUCACGAUCGCGGAUCAUUUCCUCUAACGAUGGGACCGGUGGCUUCCACGGAGGCAGUCUUCUUAGCCUUGGAGGCCAUAGAGCUUUUAAAAACGUGGCUCAAGCUCGGAAGCUAGCCGAUGUGGACAGUGAAUUAGCCGCAAUGCUUUUCACUAACAAGCAAGAGGGGAGCAAGGUCCAUCAGGUCACCAACCAAGAGGCGGAUGCCACGCGGAAGCGCAAGCUUGAGAGGAUGGUGGCAGUGCGACGUCAGGAGUCUGAAAGCAAUCUUGGCCUUGAGAAGAAAAACCUACUGGUGCAGCAUAAUGUCCAAACUCAGCACUCCCGGGAUCUCCAGAUUAUUGAUGCAUAUCGAGAACGGACCAAAGUAGAGAGCAUCACCAACAUGCUGAGCCUGGUCAUCACUACCCACCAUACUAUCUAUGCCACUAUGGGCACUGCUGAAUUCUUUGAGUUUGCCCUUAGGAAUCCACACAACCUACAGCAUACAGUGUCCAUUGAGAUUGAUAACCCAGAGCUCAGCGUCAUUCUGGAUAGUAGGGAGUGGAGACACUUCAAAGAUGCUACCAAAGUGCAUACGCCACUGGAAGAAGACAUGUUCCAUCUCCACGAAAACUGCACCCCGCAACUCUACCUGCGCCCCAAGGAGACAGUUCACAUCCCUUUCAAAUAUCAGACUUUCUGCCUAGAUCACACUGUUAUGAUGCAGCAAUGUCCUUCUGAAUGUAGAUCUGACAAGGUCCCAGAAUCCACGUUGCCCUGGAAGUCCAGUGAAAUACCCACCAAAAGCAUUAAGGUAUCGUUUAGUGUGAGCAGUGGCAAACCCAUUGCCAUCCUGUGCGUGAAUGUGGAAUAUCAACCCCACGUAGUUGAUCAGACGUUUCGGUUUUAUCACCCAGAGCUCUCCUUCCUGAAGAAGUCUAUCCGGCUCCCUCCUUGGCACACCUUGCCUGGUGCCCCUGUAGGAGGAAUGCCUGGUAAGGAGCCCCAAAUCUACGUUCGUUGCAGUGACCCAAAUGUCAUUUGUGAAACCAAAAAAAUGGGCCCAGGGGAACCACAGGACAUGUUUCUGAAAGUAGCUGGAGGUCCAAGCCCACAGAUCAAAAAAUUCUUUGUUGCUCUUUAUACGGAUUCCUGGCUGGCUACCCCCAUUCAAAUAUGGCAGAUCUACCUCCACUCUCUCCAGCGAGUGGAUGUCAACUGUGUUACUGGUCAGUUGACCCGCCUUUCCCUUGUUCUUCACGGCACACAGACUGUUAGGAAAGUAAAAGCAUUCACUUCCCACCCCCAUGAGUUGAAGCUGGACCCUGAUGGCGUUUUCAUGCUCUCACGGAAUGGCGUGCAUGACCUACAAGUUGGUGUGAGGCCUCAGCGGUCUGGCAGUCGGUUCCUUUAUCUCAAUCUGGUGGAUGUUGACUACCACCAGUUGGUGUCCUCCUGGCUCGUGUGCCUAUCCAGCCGACAGCCUGUCAUUUCCAAGGCUUUUGAGAUCACGUUACCAGCCGGUUGUGGCAAAGGUGCCAACAAGAGGAUCACUUACACCAAUCCCUACCCUUCCAAAAGAGCGUACCAUCUGCACACCAACCACCCGGACCUGCUGCAGUUCAAGGAAGACGCCUUUGAGGUUGAUGCUGGAGAGACGUAUACCAUUGGCCUGCGGUUUGCUCCAAGUAACAGCACAGGGAUGGAGGAAAUUCUGAUUUACAUCAAUGACCAUGAAGACAAAAACGAGGAGACGUUUUGCGUGAAGGUCAUCUACCAAUAAAGGGGAGGCCCUUGAUCAGGCUCACAUGCUCUCGCUCUGUCUGUCAACACCUUAGUCUCAUGGAAUCUCCUCUGAUGGGGCCAUAAUCCCAUUAUCUCUUGACUACUGCAAUAGUAUUGUUGGUUUUGGAUUUUGCUGCUGGAUAGAUUUUCUUCCUUUGGUAUUUCCCCCCACCGUUUGUCUUUGGAUACAGAUAACCCACUGAUAUCACCCCUGCACUUCACCAGAGGACUGAAAGCGUGUGCUCCCUCCUUAUUUAUGGUGUGCCUGAGUCUAAUCAAGCCGCAGCCAAAAUCACCGUGAUUUAUUCCCGAGCACAGUCCUUAAGCAGUAACCCAGACUCCCAUGAUGUCGUUGGGAUAUUGCUGUUCCCGUGGGUGGACAGGAAAUUAUAACUUUCUACCAAAUUGUUUUG
Trichosurus vulpecula (common brushtail) is the source of this 3361-nucleotide messenger RNA. Its product is annotated as nephrocystin-4-like. Gene Ontology annotation, cellular component: ciliary base; ciliary transition zone; ciliary basal body. The record is from RefSeq and is a predicted model, not a curated record. Gene Ontology annotation, biological process: negative regulation of canonical Wnt signaling pathway; protein localization to ciliary transition zone. NCBI's taxonomy places the organism in Eukaryota, Metazoa, Chordata, Mammalia, Diprotodontia, Phalangeridae.